AUGUCAACGCCGUCAAGGAAAAGCAGCUCUCCUAACAACGAGCAGCAACAGCCACCUGACGAGAGUAGCAGCUGCCAGCUAAAAUCAUCUGACGCUACCUCCUCGUCACUUAAUCUCGAUGGCAUAAAUUAUACACAUCCACCCACACGGCCCAGACCGUGCAAGCGACUUCCCAGCAGACGUAAUGGAACAGAAAGCAACAGCAGUCGUAUAAGCUGGGGCUGGUCGACAUGGUCGCUCAAGCAACAGCGACGUAAGAGCCAUUCAGCACUCCCAAUGCUCUUUCAGCAACGACGACGCACGUUUCCACCACCAUCACGGGUGCUUGAAAAUGAAAAACGACGGUUCACUUACGGGGCAGGCAGCGGGAAAAAGAAAUUUGUUCGGAUCAGGCGAAGACAUAGUCUGGCAGGGAUCUUGUCCACACUCAAAGGCAAUGGCAGCAGCAGUCGAAACCAGCAAUCCGGCAACAAACAUUUAUCUGUACGAUCAUCCAUGGUGCUUCACAUUUCUGACGAAGACGCAGCAGCAACAGACGUGCCUGAAAUCCUUUACGGCGACUGCAUUAUAUCAGAAAGCAUGUUUUCAACACAAUCAUCCAGCUGUCAAUAUUGCAAUAGUUACAUUGGUAAUAGUACACCCAACAAUAAUAGCUCAACAUGUCCACACUGUCAUAAUCAACGCCACCACCGUAACUAUAACAACAUCCACCCACCACCUUCUUCUUCAUCGUCUGGAUCACGACCACAACAGCGCGGGCGCCUGUACACCGAAGGAAACUGGUUCUAUAGCUGGGUGCAGCACCAUCCACGCCGUAAAAAGAACAAACAAAGACUCAUUCGCAAAAACAGCAGUAGUAACAGCGGCGGUACGAACAAUACAUCAACGAAAAAGCAUACGUUCAUCCGGCCACCGACGAUAUCCGAUCUUUCGUCUCUGUCAAACCCGCUGUCCAAACUCGAUUCCAUCAUCCAUCGCAACUACCCACACCGAUUCUCGGCGUUCUGGUUUGACACCCAUGGACGUUCGGGCAAACAGCAGGUGCACGUUGACGGCAAAGGCACGGUUGCAGAAAUCCGUCAUGACACACAACGUUGGCGCUGCUCUCCUUCCACGGUCCAAUCAUCCAUAUUCCUGUUUGGCUUUCUAUUUUUUCCAUUGUGGUGGGUCGGAGCAUGGAUGUAUCUUCGGCAUCCUGCUCGCACGUCAAAACAGCACACUACAGAAUCUCAAUCGUCGUUAUCGUUUGCAGCUCCUCGUUUCAUCGGCAUGUUAAAUUGCUGGAUGAGUUGUUUUAGCGUGGUUGUUGUUCCUGUUCUCGUCGGCUUGGGCGUCUGGUAUCAUUACGCCGUACGUAAUAUGUAA
Messenger RNA from Zychaea mexicana, 1365 nucleotides. RefSeq lists its product as uncharacterized. The coding region runs from base 1 to 1365 and encodes 454 amino acids. The transcript has a single exon. The record is from RefSeq and is a predicted model, not a curated record. Lineage: Eukaryota; Fungi; Mucoromycota; Mucoromycetes; Mucorales; Lichtheimiaceae.